AUGGGAGUGGGUAAAGCUGGCAAAGGAACAGGUAGCCGUGGUAAACAUCAUGGAAAGACCCACUUUUUAUGUUGUAGAUGUGGUAAACGUUCAUAUAUGGUUCAGAAAAAACGUUGUGCAUCAUGUGGUUAUCCAUCAGCUAAGAUGAGAUCUUACAAUUGGAGUGUAAAGGCCAAGAGAAGGCGAACAACUGGAACUGGUCGUAUGAGAUAUCUCAAGACAAUGUCUAGACGUUUUAAGAAUGGUUUUAGGGAAGGUACAGUUGCCAAACCACUUCGAAAUUCUAGUGUACAGAAGUAA
Cryptosporidium muris RN66 is the source of this 300-nucleotide messenger RNA. Its product is annotated as 60S ribosomal protein L37, putative. Gene Ontology annotation, molecular function: structural constituent of ribosome; RNA binding. Gene Ontology annotation, biological process: translation. Gene Ontology annotation, cellular component: cytosolic large ribosomal subunit; ribosome. The transcript has a single exon. The record is from RefSeq and is a predicted model, not a curated record. The coding region runs from base 1 to 300 and encodes 99 amino acids. NCBI's taxonomy places the organism in Eukaryota, Apicomplexa, Conoidasida, Eucoccidiorida, Cryptosporidiidae.